Molecule: messenger RNA, 1039 nt
Organism: Acanthoscelides obtectus
Lineage: Eukaryota; Metazoa; Arthropoda; Insecta; Coleoptera; Chrysomelidae
Source: the annotation of a GenBank genome assembly
UCACAUGGUGAUCUGACGAAAAAUUCUCAAGGUGACGAUAAAUCACCUUUUCGGCGAGUUUAGAAGGAGCUGACAGCAGACUAACGGGAUGGUAAUCCUGAGCGGAUUGCGAACAUAAUUUCCAAAAAUAAAAACAAAAUAAAUGUUUUUAUAGAUUAUCCAAAUUUGGUUGGUGUAAGGAGAGGGGUAUCAUAUCCGACCGGAGUCUGGACGCUGUCAGAGAAAUUGUUGCAUCGCUGAGGUCAAGUAACCUAUUUUCAGACGUACAUAUCCUAGGACAUGGAUGGUUGUUCCGAGCUGGUGCGGCAGUACACCACGGUGUGGUGGAGGAAAUUUUGAGAGCCAUCGAAAAAGGCCAUUCAAACCAUAUCAGGGGAAUGUUGCAAGCUGGAUGGCGGUUGGAAGCUUCGCAAGCGCUCUAUAUAUUCUUGACAAGAUUACAGCAACCACUGAUACCCCAUUCGAUACAAUCUUUAGUGUUAGAUGAUAAUGGUAACGUUCCACCAGAAAUUAUAGCAACGGACGUGUUAGGUCUCUUGAAACAAGAACUGUCCGAAAAUCAUUUGGCGCUGACAUCGUUACUUUUAAAUCUGCUGGACAACGUCAUAAAAGUAUCUCCGGCAGAUGAGUUGAGAGGCAAUACACUUCCGACGUCCAUGUUACCAUUAUUUUUUAACGUACAGAAUCGUCACAUAAGCGAAUGGAGGCGAAUAGCGACGAUCUUCGUGGAAGUGAUUCGGCACGCUAGUCAGGCGCUGGACCCGUGUUUCGCAUGCGACCAGAACAAUGUUCCAAUGUCGAAUGACGUCAACAGCAGUGAGCUUAUAGAGGGAUUUAACCAACUUAUAUCUGAACCCGUCGACUUAUUUGGAAAUGCAGCCACUAGGCGAUACCUGGCUCCAGCGGGUUUCCGGGGAGACUGCUACCACAUGGAAGUUUAUCAUAGGAACAACCAUAGACAGUAAAAGUAGGUAUAAGCAGAAUAUUUUUAUUACAAAGUGUAAUUCAUACAAAAAAUAUAUCACAUCCACAUCACAAA